Molecule: messenger RNA, 3134 nt
Organism: Cadophora gregata
Lineage: Eukaryota; Fungi; Ascomycota; Leotiomycetes; Helotiales; Ploettnerulaceae
Exons: 7
Coding region: 257-2050 (597 amino acids)
Source: RefSeq, a predicted model, not a curated record
CUUUCAAGAGGCAACUGUACUGGAAGUCGUUCAGCAUUCGUUCUCUAUUGCCACAGAGCACUUUGAGCAGGUCUCUAUUUACUUAGUACUUCCCCUUUUCUUCUUCUUCCUAUCUCAGAGCAGCAAAGCUCAUUUCAAAUUUCUCGUCAUCAGCAUAACAUCUUUAUCCUUCCUUCGUUUCAUCACAAGCCUUGCUCAUCCUACGCACACUUGUGAAUACCGAAUCCAUUUUCACAACCGAUCGAAAACAAUCACAAUGACAAGUAACAAGACGAAAUACGAGAUUGAGUUGCAGCGGGCAUUUGACUCUCAGAUCCGAGAGAUCGAGGAGCGCAUUAGACUUCAAGGCUACGGAACUCUCGACUGGGGCGACAUCGAUUACGAUAAGCUCCCCAAACGCCCCUGGGAGGUUGAAGUGGAUGUCAAGACGGAGGAGCAGCUCAUCAAGGAGAGAGUUGAGCAGGAGUUGACUGGUUGGCCAUGGAAUGAUUGUCCCCAGAAGCUCCUUCUGCUUGGACCUUAUGCUCUGAACUACGCCGCCGAUGGAGGACAGAACAUUGAACCAAGAUUCAAGUUGGCACAAGUCGCUCAACACUCCCCGCUCUUCACAAAACUUUUCUCAAAUGACGUUAUCUCACGCAAGCUCCUUCAGUUGAUAUUCGAGAAGCAUACUACAGCUUGGAAAUUCUGGUCAACUUGUCAAGAGAUGACUCAGAUCUACGAUAGCUAUCUGCAUCUUUGGGAUAUGACUGGAACACUCGAAGAUGGCGGUUACUUUCACAACUGUGAGAAGCCUCGUCAUGGACCUGGUGCACCAACCGACCCAUGGGACCAAGGUACAGUCUCUCCCGUCAUAGUCAUCGCUCCAUUCAGAAGACCUAGCGGCCCACCUUCAUACUAUGAGCAAGUCCGAAACAUCUACACUAUGAGCAUCAGCAUGUCCAACUUCGCCGAAAACAUGCAAAACCUCCAACUACACCGUAUCAGCUUCCUCACGCCUCAACUUCUAAAUCUUCUCAUUCCUAAGAUGACACAACUCAGAGUCCUCGGCAUCUACCAAUGCCAAUUGAUGCAUGUCGCUGAGAUCAUCCGCCUCCUGGAAAUCAUCAAGACCGACCGUCCUCUGGGCCGGGAGAACCAAAUCUCUCUGGACUUCUACCCAAUGUGGCACCAAGGUCCUGAGCCGUACAUCAAUGGCAAGGAAUGGAACCCGGCCUUCACUGGUACAUAUGGAGCUACUUGGGACAACACAGAUAUGAACACCCCUCUUGCUGUCUGGUCAAUCGUGCUGCGUGCCUUGCCCAUGGCUCGCACUCAAAAUGUUGACAUCGUUAGCAAGGAGAGUGCUUUCAGACAAUGGCUUGACAAAGGUUUACUAUGGAAAGUCGAGGAAACCUUACAGGCUCUGCAAAACCCAAACACUGAUCCAAGAGUCAUAUGUGCUCUGGUAGAUAGUCGUAAUCCGGAUCAUCACGGUAAUGUGCGUCGCUGGGCUUCAGAUAAUAUUGGCUGUCGUCCUGAAGGUUGGAAGCCAUAUACCUUGAAGUAUCCUUGCAACUACUGCAAGCAGCAAGUCCUAGGUAUCUUCUUCAAGUUCCACGACAUCUUCGAGCUCCAGAGCUUUCAUGGCAACAGCGCCCGCCAGGCAAACUUGACAUGUCUCGGCUGCAAGCUCAAGAUUGCCUGCCAACAUGAGAAGGACCACUAUAAGCCGUCGAAGCGUAGACUCAUGAAGGCUUGGUUGCAAGAUGGUGACGAUGGUUGGAAUACUGCGGACCUAAGCAAGGCUCUUAGUGAUUUCCACACCCGACGAAUCAUCCUCAAAGCCGACGCCCUCGAUGAAAAGCGCAUGCAUGCCAUGAACCGCACCGACCCCAACAAGAACUACGACGCCGAGUAUGGUUGUCGACAAGAGCCCGUUCCCUGGGAGGCAUAUGGCAAGCAUGGUUCUCAGAAGCGCAGUCCGACUGCCGAUAUUCCCGAGGAAAAGGAGUCUAGUCAGUGGAGUCGCCAUAAUAUGGACAACCGGAACGCGCAUUUCCGCUGUUAAGUUGAGCAAACUUGAUGUCUGUCGGCGUUGGGAAAUGCUUCGGAGCAACUUUCUCAAUGUCUGCAGCCUGCAGCCUGCAAAUUUCUUCAUUUUGACGACAUUCUGUUCUCCGCACCCUCGAUCGAACUUAGACACAUGCAGUGGCACAACGUCUCACAUCUGCAUCUUUCGUCACAUCUUCAGUGGCACACAAACGGAUGUCCCUCCAUGCAUAUUUCACGACGACAGCGAAUUUUCUUUCACAUCAAAUCAAACCAAAAGAAUGUACUUUUAUUUCCAACAACCUUCGCAUUUCAUCAAUUAAAAGACUACGGCGCAAUCUCAAGCCCAAAUUUCAGAUACCAGGCACUGAACCAACCGACUUCUCUCUCUUCUCAACAUCAUGGGCUUAAUUGCUUGGAUGUCAUCAACAACAACAGAACACGAGAACCAUGAUUGUUUAUCCUGACCUGGAUUAAUGCCAGAAUCAGGACAAAGGAAGUCUGAGACCUACAUUUGGAUCAAGAACCGGUUACCACUUUGCACAUCACACAUUUCCAUUACUCAUCAUCUCCAUUUUCCUUCAAAGCAAAGCAAAGCAGUCUCAAAAAGCAGACCAAAGAUCGAAGGCGCAAGCAUUAGAAAAAAGAAAAGAAAAGAAAAGCAUAUCCUACUUCUCGCAAACAGAUCAUAACACAAAGUAGCAUUAUUCAUGGGCUUCAGUGCUUGGAUAACUGAAUGAAUGGAUGAAUGAAUGAAUGAGUGAGUGAGUGAGAGGAAUGACGGAUAAAUGGCUAGGUAGAUGGGUGCGCGGGUGGAAUGCUUGCUUGCUUGGAUCAAUUGAUCGCGAUGGGUGGGAUGUUAGACGAUUCUCACCUACAGACAGACAAACUUACUCAGAAUACAUGCGGCGUUCUUCUUUAGAUGGUUUGAAUUCAAUAAGGGAUGAGACGUAUGAGUAUGUGUGUGUGGUGAAAUGCGUAGCGAAUAUUGUGUUGUGCAGUCCAGCGUCAUCCAAAGAGAUAGAGGGAUUCCAUAUCGCUUGAGCGUGAUAUUUAGUACUCAAGUACUUUUUGUACUUCAAGUUGUGCGUUCCUAUGUCCUU